Molecule: messenger RNA, 852 nt
Organism: Cyprinus carpio (common carp)
Lineage: Eukaryota; Metazoa; Chordata; Actinopteri; Cypriniformes; Cyprinidae
Product: piggyBac transposable element-derived protein 1-like
Exons: 4
Coding region: 1-852 (283 amino acids)
Source: RefSeq, a predicted model, not a curated record
AUGAAGAGACGUUUCACAGCAAGAGAAGCUCUGGAUCUAGUUGUGGCCACCAACAGUGAGCACCCAGCACUGAGAGUGAGGACACAGAAGAGACUGCAGAUCUUCAGUGGAAUUCAAAAAAAUGGGCAGAUUCUCUGGUCUUCCACUCACACUGAGACGCUGCGCUACAGUCCUGCCAAGGGUAUGACCCCGGGUCCCACACACUAUGCAACUGGGAACACUGUGACCUGCGACAAUUUUUUCACCUCCUAUGGACUGGCGGAGGAGCUUCUAAAGAGGAAGAUGGCCCUAGUCGGCACAAUUCGCAGGAACAAGCCAGAGCUUCCCCCACAGCUGCUGCAAAUAAAGCAUAGAGCACUUCUGUCCUCCCUCUUUGCUUUUACUAAGACGCACACAGCUGUGUCUUACGUACCCAAACAAGGGAAGAAUGUGCUGCUCCUUAGCACCAAGCACCGCGAGCCAGCCUUGAGCGACACUGAAAAAAAGAAGCCAGUGAUCAUCACAGACUACAACCGCUGCAAAGGAGGUGUCAACAACCUGGACAAGGUUGUUGGCACCUACAGCUGUAGGAGAAGAACAUGUCGGUGGCCAGUGGUUCUCUUCUACAGCCUUGUAGAUGUGUCUACCUUCAACUCCUUUGUACUGUGGUUAGCCGUGGAUCCCUCCAGGAACCAGGGCAAAACAUUUAGACAGAGGCUGUUUUUGGAGGAACUGGGGAAAGCACUUGUGAUGCCGCAAAUUUCACGAAGACAGCGCAUCCCCCGCACACCAUCUACGUCCACCACGAUGGAGGAUCAACAGCAGGGAGACCCAAACACCAAAAAAGAGGAAGGUCUGCACGUUCUGCACUGA